Vitis riparia (riverbank grape) is the source of this 861-nucleotide messenger RNA. Its product is annotated as putative disease resistance protein RGA4. NCBI's taxonomy places the organism in Eukaryota, Viridiplantae, Streptophyta, Magnoliopsida, Vitales, Vitaceae. Bases 1 to 861 code for a protein of 286 amino acids. The transcript has a single exon. The record is from RefSeq and is a predicted model, not a curated record.
AUGGGUAAACUAAUUAAUUUGAGGCAUUUUGAAAAUUUUGCUAGUCCGGGUCCAUUUGAAAAUUUUGCUACUCUGGGUCUGCCAAAAGGAAUUGGAAGAUUAAGCUCUCUUCAAACACUGGAUGUUUUCAUUGUGAGUCGUCAUGGCAAUGAUGAAUGCCAAAUAGGAGACCUGAGAAACUUGAACAACCUAAGAGGAGGUCUUUCCAUUACAAGGUUGGAUAAAGUGAAAGAUGCAGGGGAGGCAGAAAAAGCAGAAUUGAAGAAUAAGAUACACCUCCAACGUUUGGAUUUGGAAUUUGGUAAAAAGGAGGGGACCAAGGGUGUGGCUGAAGCUCUACAACCCCAUCCAAACUUGAAAUCUCUAGAUAUAUCUUGUUAUGGUGAUAGAGAGUGGCCCAAUUGGAUGAUGGGUUCAUCAUUAGCUCAACUGAAAAUACUUAACCUCUGGUUUUGCGGUGGAUGUCCAUGUUUACCUCCUUUGGGGCAAUUGCCUGUCCUUGAGAAGCUAGGGAUAGGUUUUAUGCGUGGUGUGAAAUACAUAGGUAGUGAGUUUUUGGGAGCAUCAUCAACAGUAUUCCCAAAGCUGAAGAAAUUGCUUAUUUCAGAUAUGAAAGAAUUGAAGCAAUGGGAAAUAAAAGAAAAAGAAGUGAGGUCAAUAAUGCCAUGUCUCAAUUACUUGAGUACAAUAGGCUGCCGAAAGCUGGAGGAACUACCGGACCACGUGCUUCAGAGAACAACAUUGCAGAAAUUGGACAUCCGAUCUUGUCCUAUUCUGAAACAACGCUAUCGAAAGGAUAUUGGAGAGGAUUGGCACAAAAUAUCUCAUAUCCCAAAAGUCGAAUUAUGUUCAUGGGACUGA